UCCCAUUCAGAUAUUACAAAAUGGCUUGUAAGGUUGUAAUUUUGCUCUUGGGCUUAAUCGCCCAAAUUCUCGCCGAUUCUUGUACAGUUUCUGACUAUAACAAUGUAGCAACUGCGGCAAAAACCUGCGAUACUCUCACCCUAAAAGAUAUCGAAAUCCCUUCAGAAACCACAAUGACAAUAGCGUUAAAAGAUGGCGCCACGUUGGUAUUUGACGGUCAUGUAACGCAUGUGGUGGCUGAAUGGGCUGGAGAUUUGGUUCGUAUUACUGGAAAAAAUGUCUUGGUUACUGGAACAGAUAAUCACUUAUUGGAUGGUUUAGGUCCGAAACACUGGAAAGGUGACUCCGAAACCACCAUUUUGAGGCCGAAAUUUAUGAGGUUUAAACUGAACGAUUCCCAUAUUAAAAAUUUGAAAUUGAAGAAUUGUCCUAAUAAUUGCUUUUUGUUGUCGGGUAGCAACAAUCUGGUUACGAACAUCCACGUGGAUAAUUACGAUGGUUAUCCGGGUGUGGCCGGUAAGAAAUAUGCCAAAAACACCGAUGGAUUUGGCGUCAGUGGUACCAACAACACCAUAUUAAACUCGAAGGUGGUGAACCAAGAUGACUGUAUAGUGGUGGGAGGUGGUUCGAAACUCACUUUCCAGAAUAUCCACUGUAACGGUUCCCACGGAUUAAGUUUAUCGGUUAAAGGAGGUGACGUGUCCGAUGUCCAGUUCCUAGACUCAAAAAUUGUAUAUGCCAAUAAUGCCAUUCAUAUUAAGACGAACAACCAGGGCAGUACUGGAUCGAUUAAAAAUAUUUUGUAUAAAAAUAUUGAAUUUAACCAUAUCGAUCGCUACGCAGUUUCUAUCCAAGAAAACUAUCCAAGCGGAGAAGCCAAGGCCAACAUUCCGAUUACAAACUUGACCCUGGAUAAUGUCUAUGGCAGUAUGACCGGCAAGAAGAGCGUGGCAAUGCAAAUUAUAUGCGCGACAGGAGGCUGCGCAGAUUGGACUUUUAAGGAUGUCAAAGUUAGCGGGGCUAAGAAAUCUAACGUUUGUCAAGAUGUGCCAUCAGGAAUUUCUUGCUAGUGUUAUUUGAUUAAAAGAAAAUACAUUACGAUGUUUUUUUA
Molecule: messenger RNA, 1111 nt
Organism: Anthonomus grandis grandis
Lineage: Eukaryota; Metazoa; Arthropoda; Insecta; Coleoptera; Curculionidae
Exons: 5
Coding region: 21-1070 (349 amino acids)
Biological process (GO): pectin catabolic process
Cellular component (GO): extracellular region
Molecular function (GO): polygalacturonase activity
Source: RefSeq, a predicted model, not a curated record